Molecule: messenger RNA, 788 nt
Organism: Ceratina calcarata
Lineage: Eukaryota; Metazoa; Arthropoda; Insecta; Hymenoptera; Apidae
Gene: Arfrp1
Product: ADP-ribosylation factor related protein 1
Exons: 5
Coding region: 38-655 (205 amino acids)
Biological process (GO): Golgi to plasma membrane protein transport; intracellular protein transport; protein localization to Golgi apparatus
Cellular component (GO): Golgi apparatus
Molecular function (GO): GTPase activity; GTP binding
Source: RefSeq, a predicted model, not a curated record
AUGAAACGUAAAUUUUUGGUCAUUUAAACGCACUGAAAUGUACACACUUUUGCAUGGGUUGUACAAGUAUCUUGUGCAAAAGGAUGAAUAUUUUAUAUUAAUACUGGGCCUCGACAAUGCAGGGAAAACGACCUACUUGGAAGCAGCGAAAACGAAGUUUACGAAAAAUUACAAGGGUAUGAAUCCUAGUAAAAUCACAACGACCGUUGGCUUAAACAUUGGAAAAAUCGACAUAGCUGGCGUACGUUUCAAUUUUUGGGAUCUUGGCGGACAAGAAGAAUUACGAUCACUGUGGGAUAAAUAUUACGCUGAAUCUCAUGCCGUGAUUUACAUAGUUGAUUCGUCGGACCGUGAAAAAAUACCUGAGUCCAAAGAAACUUUUGAUAGAGUUAUAUCUUCGGAACAUCUAAUAGGUGUACCACUCUUAGUUCUAGCAAAUAAACAGGAUGUGCCUGAUUGUAUGGGCGUUAGAGAAGUGAAGCCAAUUUUUAAUCAGAAUGCACAUUUGAUAGGUCGAAGGGAUUGCAUGGUUAUGCCUGUUUCUGCCUUAAAUGGGGAUGGCGUAGAUGAAGGAAUUCACUGGCUCGUGGAUUGCGUUAAGAGAAACAACGAUAUUCGCCCCCCACGGAAUCAGAAUGAUAAUUAUCUGUCUUAACAACACAUUCCUAUUUCGUUUUAUAAAUAUAGAUUAAUCUUCGAACAGUAUUUUAAUGUAAAAAUUGUGUACAUUUACAUUAGGAGCUACAUUUUUAUCAAUAAACUUUGUUUCGUAAUUUGUAUUUCCCUAA